Drosophila suzukii is the source of this 971-nucleotide messenger RNA. RefSeq names its product corona (gene cona). NCBI's taxonomy places the organism in Eukaryota, Metazoa, Arthropoda, Insecta, Diptera, Drosophilidae. The record is from RefSeq and is a predicted model, not a curated record.
UUUUGUUAUAGUUGACGCCAAAAAAUUGCGCCAUAAGUUGUGACAAAAAUUUCGCCAAGCUUAAGAAGUUAUAAAAGACAUUUAAAACGUGAUUUAAGGAUCGCAAAUUACCAAAACCAUGACCGACAAGAAGAAGGAUGACAUUGGCAGGGCCGUGAAUGUUGCGGAUGUCGAGGAAACGCCAGCUUAUAUAGAAAGAGCCCUGGUGCAAUUGCGGUCUGAUAAUGCUAUUCGAUCAGCCUAUAUCGCAGAAAUGAAGAAACAGUUGGUUGCACUGACUAACGUGAAGUACUCCGCUAUGUCCUACUUGAACUAUGAAGAGGUGGGCCAGAACCUGAUGCCCGCAUUGCGCGUUAUGGUUGCCAAAAACGCAAGGAUCGUCGAGUAUCUUACUCAGGUGGUCCAGGCAAAGAGCACCGUGGCUCAGGCCUAUGAUGAUCAUUGCAAGAAGGUGCAGAAAGCCAAGGAGGCACAGAAGGGGCAGAGGGUCUAUGACGAAUUUACCACAAUGUCCCACCAUGAACUACAGCAGCGCAUCGACGAGGUCAAGAGUGAAGUGGCCGUGUCCCGUGCGAAGUUGGCAUUAAAAGUCAAGGAGGUUAAGGAAAAGAAGGAGCUGCUCAAUGCCACCAAAAAAAGCUUGCUUGCUGAUAUUCGCGCUCUAGCCCAAGUCGAACGUGAUGCCAUCGAUAUACUCGAAGAACUCAAAUUGGAUAUUUCCAUUAAGACCGCAAUGAGAGCAAUCAAAUAAUUUCAAUCUAUAUCAAUGUAAACUUUAAAAUAAGCGCCAAACUUGUUAGGAUUAGUAUUGGCUCUCUGCUUUGAUCAAUUCAGAUUUGAUUUAUCUACAAACAAAAAAAAGAAACCCUCAAUUAAAAUGAGUUGCGUUACGUUCUUAUUAAACUAGGAUAAAGAAAUCCCAAAUGUUAUUUUUUGUUGUGACACGUGUAAUAAAUAAUGUGUUCUAAAUA